Hibiscus syriacus is the source of this 1126-nucleotide messenger RNA. Its product is annotated as probable WRKY transcription factor 70. Gene Ontology annotation, biological process: regulation of DNA-templated transcription. Lineage: Eukaryota; Viridiplantae; Streptophyta; Magnoliopsida; Malvales; Malvaceae. The transcript is spliced from 3 exons. The record is from RefSeq and is a predicted model, not a curated record. The coding region runs from base 100 to 975 and encodes 291 amino acids. Gene Ontology annotation, molecular function: sequence-specific DNA binding; DNA-binding transcription factor activity.
ACAUACUAUAAGGCCUCUUCUCUCUCGCACCCCCCCCCCCUUUUGCUCAACAACAUUAUUAUCCCGAAAGAACCGAAGCGGGGGCUUUGGUCGGGGAACAUGUCUUGGGACACACAGAAAGCAAAGGAGGAGCUUGUCCGAGGCAGGGAGUUGACAAAUCAGCUACGAGAUCUGCUCUCCAAAUCCCUAGCCGAUGAUUCGGGUUUAGCGGGUAGUGAAGAUCUAGUAAUCAAAAUCCGCAACACUUUUGCUAAAACCCUUUCCAUUUUAAGCAACUUUAACAGUGGCGGCGAUGAUUACAAUGUUGAUGUCAACGUGAAGCCUAGGAACAACACCAGCUGCUGCGAUGGUCGGAAAUCCGAGGAUUCGGGUGAGAGCAUUAAGAGUACUCCCUCUACUCUCAAAGAUCGAAGAGGAUCUCCCAAGACAAGGAAGAGAGUGCCAUCAAGAAAAAACAUCAGCUCAGCACUGGUUGAUGAUGGGUAUGCAUGGAGGAAAUAUGGGCAGAAACAAAUCUUCAAUUCUAAUCACCCAAGAAGCUACUACAGAUGCACCCACAGGAAAGAGCAAGGCUGCCAAGCACUAAAGCAAGUCCAGAUGAUCGAAGAUGAUCCCCCAAAGUAUCAAACAAUUUAUUUAGGUCACCACACUUGCAAAAACAAGCCCCACCCAUCUCAUUUCAUCGUCGAUCAUCCCUUUUCCAACGACUCCAUAAUCCUCAGCUUUGCAAACAACAGUCUCACAACCAAACAAGACAACACUUUUUUCUCAUGGGUAAAACAAGAAAGCAAAGAGGGUUAUAAGCCCAUCAGUGAUAUCACCUACAAUGGAUCCGAUUAUCUUUUGUCGCCUCAUCAUCAGUAUCCAAGUACGCUUGAUACGUCGGCCGAAAUGAGCGUGUUGUCAGCUGAUCACGAUGUUUUCCCCGGGGUGGAGGAUUCUGUACAAGAUUUAGAUGACUUGCUUGAGUUUUGAAUGGGGUAGCUUACUUUGCGGUAAUGCUGCUGCCGCUGCUGCUGUUUUUUCUUAAUUCUAUUUGUAAUCUUAAUGUAUAAAUGUUGUGUUUUCGUUUCUUUUUCUUGCAAUAAGAAUAGAGCUGCAUGGUGCUAGCAGCUCUUUCCUGUUA